Molecule: messenger RNA, 6123 nt
Organism: Oncorhynchus keta (chum salmon)
Lineage: Eukaryota; Metazoa; Chordata; Actinopteri; Salmoniformes; Salmonidae
Gene: slc25a29
Product: solute carrier family 25 member 29
Exons: 5
Coding region: 715-1578 (287 amino acids)
Biological process (GO): mitochondrial L-ornithine transmembrane transport
Cellular component (GO): mitochondrion
Molecular function (GO): high-affinity L-arginine transmembrane transporter activity
Source: RefSeq, a predicted model, not a curated record
UCGUCCAUACGUGACCUUGAAUGUAGGUAGUUAAGCCAUAACAUAUGGAAUAGUUCCUAUUUUGUCUAGGUUUGGCAUAUGUAUGAUAUGGUAAUCGCAAUUUUCAGCAGCCAAAUGUUUUUCAGCCUGUUUACUUAUUCGUAGAAACAUCUAUUUCCCUAUGUACAAUCGAUAUUAUUUAAAACCUGCCAUAAUGAUUCAAACGAGAGUUGGUUGUGUUUUUUUUUCAUCAAUGACCAAAAGCGUCACACCGUAUUGCUGACGCAACCUUGAAAGUGCGAUUAUUUUCAUACACAACCAAUAAACGUUGGGGGUAAGAUUGAAAAGAGGGGUGGUGCCUUCGGCACUGUAAUGUGAUUGGAUACGAUGUUUACCCGAAGCAGGUAGUAAACACCUCCAAUGCCAACUGUCAAAACGUUGGUCAAACAGACACAGGGUUACUACAGAGAGGGGAUCGUAAGUCACUUAGCUCGGACAGUUCAUGGAGGUCGUGUAGCUACUCUAUUCAUACCUCAGUGAUUCUAACGGCCGCAACAAGGAAAUAUUAGCUAGCAUGUUAAUAGCACAUUAGCCUAGCUACGAGACGAAGACUGUUGCCAACUAGCGCAGCUGUGUUUCAUCAAACUGUGUAAGUGGCAAACGAAUCGGCAUCAAAAAGUAUUAAUUAACCGAUAUUUGACACUCUUAAUCGCAAAUUUGUACUGAAGAGUGGUGAUGGACUUUCUCGCUGGCUGCAUUGGCGGUGCUGCCGGAGUCUUAGUAGGGCACCCUUUUGACACAGUUAAGGUGAGACUCCAGGUUCAGAAUGUGGACAAGCCUCUCUACCGCGGGACCUACCACUGUUUCCAGUCCAUCGUUCGGCAGGAGUCGAUGUUUGGGCUGUACAAAGGCAUCGGCUCCCCCAUGAUGGGCCUAACCUUCAUCAAUGCCAUAGUGUUUGGAGUGCAGGGAAACGCUAUGCGUUACCUGGGCCACGACACCCCUAUGAACCAGUUCCUGGCCGGGGCCGCAGCCGGAACCAUCCAGUGUGUCAUCUGCUGCCCCAUGGAGCUGGCCAAGACACGCAUGCAGAUGCAAGGCACUGGGGAGAAGAAGUCCAAGAGGAAGCUGUACAAGAACUCCCUGGACUGUCUGGCCCGUAUCUACAAGCGGGAGGGGCUGUCGGGGGUGAACCGUGGCAUGGUUACCACGCUGAUCCGAGAAACCCCCGGUUUUGGGGUCUACUUCCUGGCCUAUGACUUCCUGACUCGCUCAAUUGGCUGUGAACCUGACGACCCCCACAUGAUCCCCAAACUGCUAUUCGCCGGUGGGAUGUCCGGGAUUGCCUCUUGGCUCUCCACCUAUCCAGUGGAUGUGAUUAAGUCCCGCCUCCAGGCGGAUGGGGUGGGUGGGGUCUACCAGUACACCAGCAUCGCUGACUGCGUGCGGCAGAGCGUGAGGAGGGAGGGGCUCAGGGUGUUCACGCGAGGUCUUACCUCCACCCUGCUCAGGGCGUUUCCCGUCAAUGCUGCCACCUUCGCCACCGUCACGCUGGUGCUGCUGUACGCACGGGGAGUGGAAGAGGGGCCCAAAGACUGAGCUGGGGCUCCCCAACACAGCUCACCACACACCGCUACCGCAGCAGACCCAGGCUUCCAGCUUGUGAUCUGAGUCUGGAGGUGUUACUCCCACCAAAGCUGCUCUACUGUGGGGUGGGGGAGGCGACUCCAGGCCUUCUAGGCAGCGUUCCUUUGUCCAGUGUCUGUGUUCUUUUGCCCAUCUUAAUCUUUUAUUUUUAUUGACCAUUCUGAGGUAUGGCUUUUUCUUUGCAACUCUGCCAAGAAGGCCAGCCUCCGAGUCACCUCUUCACUGUUGACGUUGAGACUGGUGUUUUGAUGGUACUACGCUGUAUUUCUAAUCAAUUUGAUGUUAUUUAAAUAGACUAAAAAUGUGCUUUUCUUUCAAAAACAAGGGCAUUUCUAAGUGACCUCAAACUUUUGAACAGUAGUGUAAAUCUAUAGAUUUGCAGGCUAAGACUGCACUUGACUUGUAUAUAUAAUUUACUUUGGGGGGGGGGGGUUAUUUUGUAUCAUGUUUAAAGUAACCGUUAUUUCCUGCCUUAUUACAUUUUAACAGUUUUACUGAAAUGGAGAAGUCGAAGCACUGAUAUCUUUGGAAGAUGUGACAAAAAAGACUGAGAUUGAACCCAAAGUUUAAUAUGUCACUUUCUCUCUCAGACCAUAGUAUUGCUCAAAUGGUUAAGUUAUGGUUAAGUCGCUGGUACUAACUGGUACAACCACAUACUAACAAGCACUGUAAUGGUAUGGUUAUGCAGUUUAUCCUUUUAUAGCUCUGUCUUUGCACAGUAAAGUCCUAACUGAAAAGCAACCUAUAAUGCACCUGAGCGAUAUCUGAAAGCUGAAUGAAAGCCCCGAAUGUGACGUUUUGUGUUUGAAGCACAAGUGUGAAUCCCUAUUAGAGUUGGCAAUAAUGUAAUUUGUCUUGUGUGUUUUGUUUUGGGACAAGGCUUGUGUUUUACUGAGUAAUGGGAAGUUUUGUCUUUGGUGUUUUACUUGUGUAUAAAUGUGAGAUUCAUUGUAUUUUAUUUUUAAAGAUGCGAUUGGCAAAAUAUUGCAAAUUCUAGAGGAUUUUUGUGUGCUAUUAUUUGAGCCGAAUGUUAACUAAUCUAUCUGUGUCUCUUGUUCCUCAUAAUGUAGACUUUGGUAUAUCUGUUACUGUUAACUCCUGUCAUUUUAGAAGAUUUGUAAUGGGGAGUUGCUAUACAGCAUCAGUCAACAUUUUGGACACACCUACUCAUUCGACAUUGUAGAAUAAUAGUGAAGACAUCAAAACUAACACAUGUAAUCAAAAAAGUGUUAAACAAAUCAAAAUAUAUUUGAGAUUCUUCAAAGUAGCCACCCUUUGCCUUGAUGACAGCUUUGCACACUCUUGGCAUUCUCUCAACCAGCUUCACCUGGAAUGCUUUUCCAACAGUCUUGAAGGAGUUUCCACAUGCUGAGCUCUUGUUGGCUGCUUUUCCUUCACUCUGCAGUCCAACUCAUCCCAAACCAUAUCAAUUGGGUUGAGGUCAGGUUAUUGUCAAAUAGCCCUUACACAGCCUGGAGGUGUGUUUUGGGUCAUUGUCCAGUUGAAACAUCCAUAUGGGAUGGUGUAUUGCUGCAGAAUGCUGUGGGAGCCUUGCUGGUUAAGUGUGCCUUGAAUUCUAAAUAAAUCAUUGACAGUUUCACCAGCAAAACACCAUCACACCACCUCCAUGCUUCAUGGUGGGUGCCACACAUGCAGAGAUCAUCCGUUCACCUACUCUGCGUCUCACAAAGACAGCGGUUGGAACCAAAAAUCUCAAAUUUGACUCAUCAGACUAGAGGACAGAUUUCCACUGGUCUAAUGUCCAUUGCUUGUGUUUCAUUGCCCAAGCAAGUCUCUUCUUAUUGGUAUCCUUUAGUAGUGGUUUCUUUGCAGCAAUUUGACCAUGAAGGCCUGAUUCACACAGUCUCCUCUGAACAGUUGAUGUUGAUGUGUCUGUUACUUGAACUCUGUGAAGCAUUUAUUUGGGCUGCAAAUUCUGAGGCUGGUAAACUCUAAUGAACUGCGGUCCUCAUGAGAGGCAGUUUCAUCAUAGAGCUUGAUGGUUUUUGCGACUGCAUUUGAAGAAACUUAAAAAGUUGUUGACAUUUUCCAGAUUGACUGACCUUCAUGUCGUAAAGUAAUAAUGGACUGUCGUUUCACUUUGCUUAUUUGAGCUGUUCUUGCCAUAAUAUGAACUUGGUCUUUUACCAAAUAGGGCUAUCUUCUGUAUACCGCCCCUACUUGUCACAACACAGCUGAUUCACUUAAAUGCAUUAAGAUGGAAAGAAAUUCCACAAAUGAACUUUUAAGCAGACACACCGGUUAAUUGAAAUGCAUUCCAGGUGACUCCCUCAUGAUGCUGGUUGAGAGAAUGCAAAGCUGUCAGGUUGGCUCCAGUUAAGACUCUACAAUAAGAUGCAUUUUGAUUUGUUUAACACCUUUUUUUGGUUAUUACAUGAUUCCAUAUAUGUUAUUUCAUAGUUUUGAUGUCUUCACUAUUAUUCUACAAUGUAGAAAAUAGUAAAAAUAAAUAAAUAAAUAAGAGACUCUGGAAAGAGUAGGUGUGUCAACUUUUGACUGGUACUGUAUGUUUUUACUGGUAUGUGAGAUACUUAGUCGUAUUAGCAGAGAUUGGCAGAUCUCUCUGCGAUAUGUAUGAUGGGGUAUUUUGCAUGCUGUUCCUGUAUGAGGGUAUUAAUAUAGUAGGCUAUACACAUCAGUGGACCUACAGUAUGGUAGCUUUGACACAGUAUUCAUGUGUUAUUAAUGACUCUGUUCUCUCUUCUUUCACUGUGGAGGGGAGGGAAGAACACACACACACACACACACACUGAAUUGUCUCUAGUGUGUUGCUGCAGUAAAUAACUAUCAUUGUCAUAACCUUCUGAAACAAAGGAUUCAGGAAAAUCUACGAUGACACCACAGUAGUGUUCUUUAAAAGAGCUAUGACAUCAUUCAUAAUGGCGUUCUCUAAAACAGCGACAGUGACGUCUUAAUGACAGUCUCUAACAUAUCCACAAACAUAUCCACAUGUACUGAAUUGUUGAAUGUAACAAGAUGUUACCUCCACAAAAUGGUCUGACUUUUACCAGGAGGAGAAGAAACAUGUACCCAGAGACCUGUAACAAUCAGCUUCUCUUCUAAAUAUUUUGGUUGGUUCGAAGGAAGUUGGCUGCUUGGAUAGCACAACCCUUGAAAUACUGGUGUCCUGCAGUCUGCUGAAUUGGUGAAUUGUGGUUGUGUGGUAAUUGUUAGAGUUGCGUAAAUUUGAAUCUGGUAUCAGGAUAAAUAUAACAAUGAGUCACCGAUUUGUAUACUGUGUAUUUUUUAUUAGCUAAGCAAUAAAUGGCAAAUGCAACUUUCGAAUAUACAGGCUCACUGUAAUACCACGCAGGGAAGAACAGGGAACUGACAGGAUGUAUGUAAACAGUUGUUCUUAUACUGUGAUAGGCCAACAGACGGGUUGGAACUAUGUCUAUCACAGUAGAGGCUGAGCGUGGUUUAGACUUGCUCAGCCUAUCACUGGCACUCAGGCGGGUCCCCACCUCUUGGAGUCCUCCAUCCAUCGAUGUAUAGAUUCUUACUGUUCUGGUAUCGCAGCCUAGUUAUAACAGUUGCUCAAUUCCUGCUAUUGUGGUGUUCAGUAUUUUUCCAUCUCAGUUAAACCUCGAGAUGACCACCCCUCCCUACACCUAAUUGACCACAACUUUGUAAGAUACAGCAAGUCACACCAUGUGCUCAAUAUUGUUACGGACAAAGCAUCUGCUGGACUGUUAUCUACAGUUUUGCAACAUGCAGGUCACACCAUGUUACUCAGUUCUUGUCACACACACAAACAGGCAAGUAGAUGUAGCAAGCAGAUGUUUAAUCUCAUGAUGAUGCUCAAGUGCACAAAUGCAGAUACUUCACACAGCCAACAUCAGAUAAUAUUUAAUCAUAUAUAUAUAUAUAUAUAUAUAUAUAUAUAUAUAUAUGGUAACCCAGAAUCCCACAAAUAAUAAAAUAUGUUGCUGAGUGACAUUCAGUAUGCCAAUCAGUUUUUGCCAUUGCUAAUUGUUCAUUUUAAUAUUUUUUAUAUACUGUAUCACAUUGUGUUUGUCACCAUAAUGUUUUAUUGGGCUUUGUUGUGAUCAUUUUAAUGUUCUCAUACUCCUCCAGUCCUGGACACGAGGCUAAAGUAAAAAACUGGCAUAUGAAAAUUCUUUGGACUGGGAAGAUAUGAACAAAGUAUGUGAUUUUGUGUGAUGAUAAUCUGUUAGAUCAUUUGAAAGGGGGAAUGAAAAUGUAAAUAUAUAAAACAUAUAUUUUUUGAUCUGUUAGUUGUGAUGUCCUCAAUUUUUGACUUUGACCAGAAUAUUUUUUUUGUCUUUCUCUUAACUUGUGGGUUUUGCUGUUACAAAGAUGAGCUUGGAAAAGGAAGAUUCAAAAGAUGGAGACACUGAUAUAUUUUUAUAACAAACUAACAACGCUUAGCCCAGUCAGUGUAUCUCAUGCUUUGGUUCAUCAAGGUUGACUUGUAGAACAUUUGAAAAUCAAUAAACGACUGACUAGGAUUAA